This is a messenger RNA of Ricinus communis (castor bean), 1521 nucleotides long. RefSeq names its product BES1/BZR1 homolog protein 4. The record is from RefSeq and is a predicted model, not a curated record. The coding region runs from base 240 to 1235 and encodes 331 amino acids. Gene Ontology annotation, biological process: brassinosteroid mediated signaling pathway; DNA-templated transcription. Lineage: Eukaryota; Viridiplantae; Streptophyta; Magnoliopsida; Malpighiales; Euphorbiaceae. The transcript is spliced from 3 exons. Gene Ontology annotation, molecular function: DNA-binding transcription factor activity.
UCAAACCCUCUAUAUUUAGUUCGCCUUCCCCAACCCACACACACCCUCUCAUUUAACUACUCCAUAUAGUCCAUAGCAUAAACCUUGACCAGAAUACCAAAACUACAAAUUAUAUUAAUUUUUUAUUUUUUUUUAAGAAAAAAGGAUUCAUUUCUGAUACGUCGUGUUUGUUUCUCGGGAAAAUUAAGAAAGAGAAAGUGUUAGUGGCAGAGAGUGGGAAGGUUAAAGAGAAAGAGGAGAUGACAGCGGGGACAAGAAUGCCGACGUGGAAAGAAAGAGAGAAUAACAAGAGAAGAGAAAGGAGAAGAAGAGCGAUCGCAGCGAAGAUCUAUGCUGGACUCAGAAUGUACGGUAAUUAUAAGCUACCCAAACACUGCGAUAAUAAUGAAGUUCUUAAAGCUCUUUGCAAUGAAGCUGGUUGGACAGUUGAAGAAGAUGGCACUACUUAUAGAAAGGGAUGCAAACCUGUGGAACGGAUGGACAUCAUGGGAGGGUCUGCAUCAGCUAGUCCUUGCUCAUCUUACCACCCAAGUCCAUGUGCAUCUUAUAAUCCAAGUCCUGGUUCAUCUUCAUUCCCCAGUCCUGUUUCAUCCCGUUAUACUGCCAAUACUAAUGGUAAUGCUGAUGCUAAUUCCCUUAUCCCUUGGCUUAAAAACCUCUCAUCCGGCUCAUCAUCAGCCUCAUCCAAGCACCCUCACCAUCUCUACAUUCACACUGGUUCCAUAAGUGCACCUGUCACGCCUCCAUUGAGCUCCCCAACUUCCCGAACUCCCCGCACCAAAAAUGACUGGGAUGAUCCAGCUGCUGGCCCAUCCUGGGCGGGACAGAACUAUCCAUUCCUGCCUUCAUCUAUGCCCUCUUCCACGCCACCAAGUCCUGGCCGUCAGGUCCUGCCUGAUUCAGGAUGGUUAGCUGGUAUCCAAAUUCCCCAAAGUGGACCAUCUUCACCUACAUUUAGCCUUGUCUCACGGAACCCAUUUGGCUUUAGAGAUGAGCCUUUAUCAGGUGCUGGAUCAAGAAUGUGGACUCCUGGGCAAAGUGGGACAUGCUCUCCUGCAGUUCCUGCAGGUGUGGAUCAUACAGCAGAUGUUCCAAUGGCAGACAGUAUGGCAGCUGAGUUUGCAUUUGGAAGUAACACAACAGGGUUGGUGAAACCUUGGGAAGGAGAGAGGAUCCAUGAGGAAUGUGUAUCUGAUGAUCUUGAGCUUACUCUUGGAAACUCUAGUACAAGAUAGGAAGGAUUGGUAAUGAAGGGUGAGAGAACUAUAGAGGAAUCUAUUGAUUUGGCGUCUUUCUUCCCUUAAUGCCUUCAUGUCAAUGGCUUUGUGUUGUGCAUGGUUCGGUUGGCAAAGAAUUGACUUAGAAGUACAGUGAGUAGGAGGACCUGUUCUUUUUUAUUUUUAUUUUUCUAUUUUUUGUUUAAAUUUUUUUCUGUUCCUAUUUUAUUUCUUUUUUCUACAAAAGAGAACUGAAAAUCAAAUUAUAAAUAGUUCAUGGUGGUGACUUUGCCCUUCGGCUCAA